UCACGCACACUCCUUGUUUCUCGCCUCAAGUUAGUAACCCUUCCUCUCUUCUUCUUCUUAUUCUGUUUCAAAAACCAUUUUUUAUUAUUUUCCGGAUGGCGUCCGGUACUGUGAAACCUUCUUCUCGGUACCGUUCCUACGAUUCACGCUCCUCCACUUCCUCUCAUUUCUCCGACCCUUCCUCCUCCCAUGAAUUCAACAAUCUCAAAACCAAAACCUCUUCUUCUUCUUCUCGCGCUCUCGUCAAGGCCAAACCCUCAAACACCGCCAAGGUGGACCCCACCUUCACCACCAUGGUCAAGAAGUUCAUGGACAGGAAACCCAAAUCCUCCUCCUCGGCCGCCGCCACCGCCACCAGGUUGAUUAUUCCCUCCGAUUUUCUCGCGAAGGAUUUGAAGAAGGACGCGAAGAAAGUGGCGGGGUUCUCCGCGCUGCAGAAGAAGCUCUUCGGAAAGGGCGCUUCCGAGAAGAAGGAGAAGGUGAAGGCCUUGACCGAGGUGAAGAACAACACCAGGACAUUGGCCAUGGUGCUCAGGAGCGAGAGGGAGCUUCUCAGCAUCAACAAAGAGCAGGAGCAGCAGGUUUCUCAGCUCAAGCAAAUGCUUGAGGACAAGAACAAAGAGGUGGAGAAGUUGAAGGAUUUGUGUUUGAAGCAAAGGGAAGAGAUCAAAUCGUUGAAGAGUGCGAUACUGUUCCCUGAUGUUAUGAAUUCUCAGCUUCAAGAGCUUCUAGAGAAGCAAGGUUCGGAGCUGAAGCAGGCAAAACAGGUUAUUCCAGCUCUGCAGCAGCAGGUUUCUUCUCUCACUGGCCAGCUUCAAAGCCUUGCGGAGGACCUUGCUGAGGUCAAGGCUGAUAAGUAUUCAGCAAAAGCAGGUCUUCCAGGUUAUGGAAGUUCUCCAAGAACACCAACACAUGCCCGGGAAGAUGCUUCUAACUUUUGGGAAUUCAGCUCUGAUGACCAAUCUGACGACCUAUUACUGAAUGAUCUAAAUCCAUGCUUAACCCCCUGCGCUGUUAAAUCAAGAUCAAGGGAAUUUGAGGGUAGGGGCUCUGGCUCUAUGCAUGAUGAAAGCUUAUCUGAUGAGGAUGAUGCUAAAGUCUAUCCUGGGAUGAAGUUUAGCUCUCAUGAUCGCAAGUUUUCCAAAAGUUCCGACUGUUGCCAUAACUCAAGCAAAAUAAGCGUGGCAACCAAAGCAGGUCGAAGAUCUGAUGAGAGCAAAUUGGCCUAUGGAGGUAGAAUGAACCAUAAAUUUGCAUGAAUAAAUUUCAAUCCCCUUGUUGAGAUUUCUUAUACCUUUUCCCCGUUACCAACUUUCAGUUUUGUUAUUAUACCGUCAAUAUGUCUGUUUCAGAAGUUGGACAUUGUCUCUUGAAACAUGUAAGAUUAAAUUACUCCUCGUUGUAUAUGUUGCACAUGAGCAUAGAAUAAGGCCAAAAUCAAGAUCCUUCGAUAUGAACUACAAAGUACAAAUCCUUAAACCCUGGAUUUUAUUUAGUCUUGCAAAGAACAAUCAAGAUCAAUUUUUACAUUUGGACUACCAUUA
This is a messenger RNA of Glycine soja, 1544 nucleotides long. RefSeq names its product desmoplakin-like. The record is from RefSeq and is a predicted model, not a curated record. The coding region runs from base 96 to 1259 and encodes 387 amino acids. NCBI's taxonomy places the organism in Eukaryota, Viridiplantae, Streptophyta, Magnoliopsida, Fabales, Fabaceae. The transcript has 5 exons.